This is a messenger RNA of Penicillium samsonianum, 2676 nucleotides long. RefSeq lists its product as uncharacterized. Gene Ontology annotation, molecular function: microtubule binding; GTP binding; GTPase activity. The transcript has 3 exons. The record is from RefSeq and is a predicted model, not a curated record. Gene Ontology annotation, cellular component: microtubule; membrane; cytoplasm. The coding region runs from base 1 to 2676 and encodes 891 amino acids. NCBI's taxonomy places the organism in Eukaryota, Fungi, Ascomycota, Eurotiomycetes, Eurotiales, Aspergillaceae.
AUGUCUGGCUCUACCGAGGUAGAUACCGCCCUCCGUCAACUGCAGACGGAGCAAGGUCCUCUUCUUGACAAGAUUGACGAUCUUCGCAAAAUCGGAGUCGGCGGACUUGUCGGAUUGCCGCAGCUUAUCGUCUGUGGAAACCAAUCCAGCGGUAAAAGCUCUGUUCUUGAGGCCGUUUCUCGUGUGCGUUUCCCAAUGAAGAGCAGUGCCUGCACUCGAUUCCCGACAGAGGUUAUUCUGCGCCGCCAUCCAGCACCCCGGUUCAAGGUGUCCAUCGAGCCUGGGUCAUCUCGGAAGAGCAAAGGAGAUCGUCAGACGAUCGAAGCAUUUGCACCGGCCGAGGUAACCGACGGUAGUCAGUUAGAGUCUCUGAUUAAGAAAGCCAAAGAAUGCAUGGGGAUCACCGGUGAUGGAUUCAGUGACGACAUUCUUAAAGUCGAAAUAUCGGGACCCGACAAGCCGGAAUUGACACUCGUCGAUCUGCCUGGCCUCUACACCUCCCACAGCUCAUCCCAGGAUGAGCAGGGGAUCGGGAUUGUUCAUGAUAUCACCAAACGCUACAUGGAAAACAAGCGUAGCAUCAUUCUGGCUGUAGUUUCGGCAAAGAACGACUACCACAAUCAAACAGUGUUGAAUAUGGCAGAGGAGUUCGAUGGAUCACGCGAGCGCACUAUCGGAAUCAUCACACAGCCUGACAGAGUUGAAGCUCAUUCAGAUGAAGAAGCGUCUUGGCUGCAGAUCCUUAAGAACGAGAAAGUUCCGUUAAAGCUUGGGUGGCAUGCUUUACAAAAUAGAUCCUUUGAAAAUCGCAAUGUAUCGGACGAUGAAAGAGAUAGGCAAGAGAAGGAAUUCUUCGCUAAAGGAAAUUGGGGCUCUAUUCCGGCAGAGAAUAUGGGAAUCGAAAAUUUUCGUCGCCGACUGAGCACUAUUCUGCUAAAGCAUAUUCAACGCAAUCUCCCGGGUCUCAUCGCUGAUAUCAAUAAAAACAUCCUCGAUCGACAAUCCAGACUGACCAGAUUGGGCCCGUCUCGAGGCACUCUCCAGCAACAGAAGGGAUUCCUACUCAACAUCAGCAGCAAUUUCGAGCGUAUCACCGCUGAAGCGUUAAAUGGCAUGUACAAAGAUGAUUUCUUUGGGGGCUUAGACAAUGAGACAAGGCGUCUAGGCCCAGAUCUUCGGCGUCUUCGUGCCAUUAUUCGUGAACUAAAUGAACAUUUUGCCGAUGCCAUGGAAACUAUUGGGUGCGCUGAAUUCAUUGGCGAGUUCAUUGGUGAAAGAAUUCCACCCGUGUUUGGAAACCCCUACACGGAUAUCAGAAUACCGAACUACAGGACCAGAUCCGAUAUCGAAAAUGAGGUCAGCAUACAAGCACGUCAAAAUCGAGGACUUGAGCUUCCAGGAAGUGCGAAUCAACUCUUGGUGGGAAAGCUAUUCCGAGAGCAAUCCAAGCCAUGGGAAGAAAUUGCUCGAGAGCACUUGACAAAGUCUUUGGAUGCUGUCAGAGAUUUUAUCAGCGUCCUCUUGCAAUAUCUCGCCAAUGACCACACCUACAAUCUCUUGCUGGGUAAUGUUCUUGAUCCCGAGCUGGAGAAAAUGAAAGAUCAUCUACUAGCAAAGUUAGAUGAGCUUACCGCAUACAAUAAACGUGGACAUCCAUUGCCUUUAGGCAAAAUCUUCCUCGCAAAAAUCCAGAAAGCCAGGAGUGAUCGCCAAGUCGACAGACUGGAACAGGCCUUGCUAACAGGAUCUCAUUCUCGAGAUGAGUCCGUUACUAUUGAGCGGCUUCGCCAAGCCAAUAGUCAGCUAGAAUCGACCAGCAAUCAGUUCGCAGCAGCAGAUAUUGUCGAUCAGAUGCAAGCAUAUUAUGAUACUGCUAUCAUCACUUUCAUUGAUAAUGUUGCCACGCUUGGAAUUGAAAAUUGUUUGCUUGGUCCUCUGAGUAGUAUUCUUACUAGCCAGACAGUCAACAACAUGGAAGACAAACAGGUUCAAGAAAUUGCCACCGAGCCUUCCUCUAUCGCGGAUGAGCGAGAUCGCCUAACCCGGGAAUUGGAGAAGCUACAAGCUGGUUCGCGCACAUUGAGCAAAUUCAAUAUCCGAAAGGUUACCACACAACCCGCUGUUUUCAACCCAAUCAGUCAGACUACUCCGACCCGCAAAACCACCAUUCCCAGUGCGCCAAGCUCAGUGCAGGCUUCUCAAGCUGCCCGUACUGGCUCGGGCCUUAACACCUUUGGACCAGGACCGCUGAGAACUCAAUCCCCUAUGACAGGGUCCACCACGCACACGAGUACCGGGAACAUGGGGCUUUUUGGUAAUUCGCAAGACUCACAACCCGUGACCGGUAGAGCGCAGGGCCUUAAUUCCAAGGGUGGUAGCCUAUUUGGCUCCGGCCCCGGCUCUGGUUCUGGUUCUGGUUCUGGCUUUGGCUCUGGCGCUAGCUCCGGCUCCUUGUUCCAAGGAGGAGCUACUUAUAAUCCAUUUGGAUCAUCGCCAUUCGGUUCAGCUACAACUCCCAACUCAGGUUCUUUCAUGUCUGGUGCGGCUUCAUCUGGCAAUUCAAACAAUCCCUCAAGUCAGCCAAGCCCUUUCUCAUCCUCAACUUCCCGCAACUCUCAAGGCCAAGUUAAGAGCACUGUGCCCGUCACUCAACCCAGCAAUAGUCCCUUCCGGUAG